Molecule: messenger RNA, 1608 nt
Organism: Lycium ferocissimum
Lineage: Eukaryota; Viridiplantae; Streptophyta; Magnoliopsida; Solanales; Solanaceae
Product: zeatin O-glucosyltransferase-like
Exons: 1
Coding region: 1-1425 (474 amino acids)
Molecular function (GO): UDP-glycosyltransferase activity
Source: RefSeq, a predicted model, not a curated record
AUGGCCCCUAGUUGCAACCAUAACCAAAACCGUGUCCAAAAUGGUCAUCAAUUGCCACAAGAAGUAGUAGUUGUGGUAGUUCCAUUUCCAGCACACGGUCACUUGAAUCAACUUCUUCAUUUUUCUCGUCUAAUCUCAUCAUAUAAUAUACCAGUCCAUUAUGUUACCACCACAACUCAUAGUCGUCAAGUCAAUUUCCGAGUUCAUGGUUUUAAAUCAACAAACAAUAUUCAUUUUCACGAAUUUUCAACCCCAGUUUCUAACUCUCCUCCUAUUAACCCAAAUUCCAUAACCAAAUACCCUUCACAUCUUCAACUUGCUUCCCAAAUUUCCACUAACCUUCGCAAGCCUGUUGCUAAUAUUUUAGACUCUCUUUCACAUAAAAACCGGAGAAUUAUUAUCAUCUAUGACUCGUUAAUGGGAUCCGUUGUUCAAGAUUAUCUCGACAUUCCAAAUGCAGAAGCCUACACUUUCCAUAGUGUUUCGGCUUUUACUAUAUUUAUGUACGUGUGGGAAAAUAUGGGAAGGCCUUUUGCUAUCGACACGGAUAUGAUAAAAGACCUACCUUCAAAUGAAGGUUGUUUCAGUCCUGAGUUUGAGAAAUUUGUCAAAUCCGAACAUGAGUAUAGUAAGUUUAGUUCUGGCAAGAUUUAUAACACGUCAAGAGUUUUUGAAGGUCCUUUUCUUGAUUAUCUCUCCAAGGAACAAAUCAAUAAAGGCAAAAAGCAGUGGGCUCUUGGCCCAUUUAAUCCAGUUUCCAUCUCAGGGUCCAUCCAACCAAGACACAAGUCAUUGACUUGGUUAGACAAACAAGGACCAAAGUCAGUGAUUUUUGUGUCAUUUGGAACCACAACUUCAUUCUCUGAUGAACAGAUCAAGGAAAUUGCAAUUGGGUUGGAACAAAGCCAACAAAAGUUCAUUUGGGUACUGAGAGAUGCGGAUAAAGAGAACGUUUUCUCAAAAGAUUUCACGAAAAAAAUUGAAUUGCCAAAAGGGUUCGAAGAGAGAGUGAAAGAAAAUGGACUAGUGGUAAGAGAUUGGGCCCCUCAAUUAGAAAUCUUGGCCCAUACUUCAACCGGAGGUUUUUUGAGUCACUGUGGAUGGAAUUCUUGCAUGGAGAGUAUUUCGAUGGGAGUUCCUUUAGUAGCAUGGCCAAUGCAUUCGGAUCAGCCCAGGAACACGGUACUCAUAACGAAAAUACUAAAAGUAGGGUCAGUUAUUAAGGAUUGGGCUCGACGAGACGAGUUGGUGAAGUCCAGUAAGAUUGAAAAAGUUGUGAGAAUUUUAAUGGCAUCAGAAGAAGGAGAAGAAAUAAGAAAGAGAGCAGAAGAAUUGAGUUUUGGUGUGAAGAAAGCUGUGGGAGAAGGUGGUGUCACAAAAGAUGAGUUUGAUUCUUUCAUUGCUCAUAUUACUAGAGGAAUUUGAUAUAUUUUCAUCAUAUUUUAAUGAUCAUCAGUGAUGUAAAUCUGAUAGUUUUGGUCUAACAUGAAUUUGUUGUGAUUUUAGUCGCGUAUCCAGGAUUUUCUAUUUCAGUGGUGUUAAUAUAUUUGAAGAAGUGUCAAUUUUUAUUUGUAUACCUAAUAUUAUCUAUUAAAAUAUUUCGACGAA